UGAAUCCAGUUUAGUUGUCAAUGAAUGAGCAGUGGGAAUAGUCAGCUCCUCUGCCAGCUAUGUCCCACCUGCACAGUGCAUUAUCAGCUCUCCCAGCUGAGUGUCCCUCUGCAUUUGCCUUCCAGAGAGCAAGAGCCCUUCACUGAAAUCCUGCCACCAUGCUGGGGCUGCUGCUGCUGCAGGUGUUGGCCAGCUGCCUCUGGCUGGGACACAGUGAGGUGGUGACCUCCUUUACAACUUGUCCUCAGUUCUUCUAUGCACGGAUUCCCCCAAAUAAUGCCCUGAAUCCACAGAACCCAGCCUGGAUCUGUCAGCACUUCAGGAACUCGUAUCACUAUGCCACCCUGUACGACAGAGACAGGAGAAUUCCAGUGUACUCUGCUUACAUCUACCAGCCUGGAUCUGGAAGCAGAUCUCCAAACUGGUAUGCUGAGCCUCAGCUGAUCAACUCAGCUUAUUCCAUGGAUAUGGAUACAGAGAAGUCCAUCCGUAAUCAAUACAAGAUCACUCCACAGCAAAUUGGCCAGAGUCAGGCUAUCAACCAAGACUACAAAAACCUCCAGGGUUUGGACCGUGGUCACUUGAGCCCCAGUGGCCACCAAAGUGGCAACAACAACAAGACAGCUACCUUCACCCUCACCAACAUAGUGCCUCAGAACAGCACACUCAACAAAGGCCAGUGGAAAGACUACGAGAACCAAACGAUGGCUCGGAAUACCCAGGGCUGUACAAGGACCUACGUGAUCACGGGUGCUGUGCCUGGGAACACCUACAUCUCCAAUAACAGGGUUAAUGUGCCCAGCCACAUCUGGUCAGCUGCCUGCUGCCAGACCAACACCACCAUGAAGACUUGGGCAGCCAUUGCUGGAAACAACAUGAACCGGGUGCAGAACCUCACACGAGCACAACUGGAGGCCAACUUGACCCAGCUCUACGGGAGGGGACAGGUUUCUCUGUUCCACAGUGCCUGUCCCCCCUAACAAACCUCAUAUCCUGGGUGGAAAAGGCUCAUGAGCUUUUCCCACAUGCCAUUAGAAUCACAGAAUGCUUUGUGUGUUAUGGGAUUUCAAAGAUCAUCUUCUUCCAUCCCUUUCCCUGUGCAGUGACACCUUCCACUACACCAGGUUGCUCCAAGCCCCAUCCAACACUUCCAGGGAUGGGACAGCCACAGCUUCUCUGCUCACUCUGUGACAGGGCCUCCCCACCCCCUCAGUACAGAAUUUCUCCCGAACAUCUCUUGUAACCCUGCCCUUUGUCAGUGUGAAACCAUUCUCUCUUG
Melospiza melodia melodia is the source of this 1279-nucleotide messenger RNA. RefSeq names its product endonuclease domain-containing 1 protein-like. The transcript is spliced from 2 exons. The record is from RefSeq and is a predicted model, not a curated record. The coding region runs from base 159 to 980 and encodes 273 amino acids. NCBI's taxonomy places the organism in Eukaryota, Metazoa, Chordata, Aves, Passeriformes, Passerellidae. Gene Ontology annotation, molecular function: hydrolase activity; nucleic acid binding; metal ion binding.